AGCUGGGGGUUUUUAUCCUGGAGAAAAGGAGGCUCAGGGGAGACCUUGUCACUCUCUACAGCUCCCUGGAAGGAAGCUGGAGCCAGGUGGGGGUGGUCUCUUCUCCCAGGUAACAAGGGACAGGAUGAGAGGAAAUGGCCUCAAGUUGCACCAGGGGAGAUUUAGAUUGGAUAUUAGCAAACAGUUUUUCACAGGAAGGGUGGUCAGGCACUGGCAGAGGCUGUCCAGUGAAGUCACCAUCCCUGGAGGCAUUUAAAAGACAUGUAGAUGUGGUACUUAGGGAAGUGGUUUAGUGGUUAACUUGGCAUAAUGGUUCUUUCCAACAUAAAUGAUUCUGUGACUAUAUAAGGGGACAUCCCGUGGUGUUGAAAAUUAAUUAGCAGGUUAACAGUCCACAGCUUGGUUGUUUAAAAAUGAAGAGUUAUUGCUGUACAUAUGUUGGGCAGAAACAGUGUCCACCAACAGUGCAGCAAACAGUUCUCAAUCACAGUCCUGGCAGAGGACGGGUCUGACAACUGUUUUCCAUCACCUUUAUUACUAUGGGCAUUUAGGUAGCUAACAGAGGGUGACAGUCUGAAAUGCAAGGGUUAAGAGGAAAAAUGUGAAAUAGUUUAACCUUACUAAAAGCCAAAUAAAUUAGUACUGAACUUUAUCUUAGCCAGAACCCUACAGGACAUCACUCUCUCUCUCCGGCUGAAUUUUCUUAGGCGAUCAAACAUUCUUCUCCUUGCUCUAAACCCCUUGCUGCCAAUUUAAAAUAGUACAACACUGAGAUUUCUCACCCUUCAAGAAAACACUUUGAUUUGUUGAAGGAAGUUAGGAACAGUUAAGGAGAUAGGAAAGAAAGUAAUAUACCUUUCUCUGUGCUGACAUCUGCAACUGGGGGAUGUGUUGAAAAGUAAAUAUAAUCGGCUUUGAGCAAUGCUCUCCCAUUCCCUUUCAUUCUGGUUCAGUGCUCUGGUUCCCAAUGAACUAGACUUAGUGUUGGGAAGUGAGGUGCAGAAAGGCUGUAGGACCUCAGUGAGGAAGUGGGUGUCAUCUCCCCAUGCUGGGACUGUGGGGUUAAUGUUGUUGUGUGUUUCUAAAUUUUUCAAGAGCGCACCGAGGUUAGAAGCAGCAGGAUCGCUGUCUGUCUGUCUGUCCAGUGCCAGGGAAGCCAGCCCCUCUCUCACCUUGUAGCCAAGGAACUGCAGCUGCUGCCAGCAGCCACAGCACUUCUUACCAGCUUCAGGUAUCAGAAGUACUGCUCACCUUCCAAGAGAUUCCCAGGAUGUAAGAAAUUAAGUGCUGUGAGGGUCAUGCGGCUGACAGGUCUACGGUGGAGCUGAUGGUCACAGCCAGGGCAGAAUUUCUUUAAACAAAACAGAGUCAAAUAAUCAGGGAAGUUCAGGGCUGUUUGCAGGCUCUGCCAAGCUGAUUGCUCCCCCUGUCAAAAGAAGCCACCACCUGGGACAGCAGCACACUGCCAGCAGCUGCCAUGGCCAGCAAGAGAAAGUCCACAACUCCCUGUAUGGUGCGAACUUCUGAAGUCGUGGAGCAGGAGGGUGCCGAGGGCGUAGAGACUCCUAAAGACAAGGGCACUGGUGCAUCACAGCAGGACUCAAAAAAACACUGGCCUUCAGAAAACUUGGUCAAAGACUGCGAAGUGGUCGAGGCGAAGCCCCCAGCUGAAAAUCAGUCUAAGAAACCCCAGGGUGGUUAUGAGUGUAAGUACUGCCCUUACUCAACACAGAACUUAAAUGAAUUUACAGAGCAUGUUGACACUCAGCAUCCAAAUGUCAUUCUCAACCCCCUGUAUGUCUGUGCUGAAUGCAACUUCACAACCAAAAAAUAUGACUCGUUAUCUGACCACAACACAAAAUACCACCCGGGAGAGACUAACUUUAAACUGAAAUUAAUUAAACGCAAUAAUCAGACUGUUUUAGAGCAGUCUAUUGAGACCACCACUAACGAUGUCACUGUCACAAGCAGUGGGCUAGAAAAUGCAGAGUGUGACGAUUCACUUAAUGGGGGAAUCAGUGCAAAUAAAGUGCCAGUGAUGAAACUGGGAAAGCCUAAAGGGGAAACCAAGAAGGGAUCUAAAAAGCCAGAAGAGGGAGUUACGGAAAACCACGUGGAUGGGGCUCUCCCCCGCAUCAUUACUGAAGCCACUGAAGCUAUUGCCUGUAUAAAUGGAGACCUUCUCCAUGAUGUGCUGGCCCACGUUAUGCCCUCUGUACAGCUGCCACCAAAUAUCAAUCUUGUCCCCAAGGUCCCAGUCCCACUGAACAGUACCAAAUACAACUCUGCCCUGGACACUAACGCGACCAUGAUCAACUCCUUUAAUAAGUUUCCUUACCCAACACAAGCAGAGUUGUCAUGGUUGACAGCAGCAUCAAAACAUCCAGAAGAACAAAUCCGAAUCUGGUUUGCUACGCAGCGUUUGAAGCACGGUAUAAGUUGGUCUCCCGAAGAAGUGGAGGAAGCGAGGAAGAAGAUGUUCAAUGGUACUAUCCAGGCAGUUCCCCAGACCAUCACCGUCCUGCCAGCGCCUUUGGCAACUGCCAAAAUGCCACAGCCCAUCAUCCAGACAGCUCUACCUUGUCAGAUACUGGGCCAGACUGGCCUGGUUCUGACUCCUGUGUCAAAUGGUUCAACUGUUUCCUGUUCGCCAAUUACACUGGCUGUUGCCCCAAACCAGGGGCAGAAGAGGACAAUACAGACCUCGUCAAGUGCCCCGGAGGCCAAGCGUCCACAUGUGGUCCAGGUGCCUGAGAUUCCUGCCAAGCUGACCGCUGUUCCCGCGACACCGGCCAGCGAGCGGAAGAAGACCAAGGAGCAGAUAGCAGAGCUGAAGGCCAGUUUCAUGGCAAGCCAGUUUCCUGAUGAUGCAGAAGUCUACCGGCUUAUAGAGGCAACAGGUCUUUCCAGGAGUGAGAUCAAAAAGUGGUUCAGUGACCACAGGUACAGAAGUCAGAGGGGCAUUGUGCAAAUUCCUGGUGAUGCUCUAGGGAAAGAUCAAAUAGCACCUUCAGCUGGUCGACAUGGCCGCUCAUUUCACCCAUACACAGAUUUUGCUCCCCAGAGAUUCAAAGAGAAAACUCAAGAGCAGCUUAGGGCCCUUGAGGAGAGUUUCUUAAAAUGCUCUUUUCCUACCCAGGGAGAAUUGGACAGGCUUCGAGUGGAAACAAAGCUGAGUAGGAGGGAGAUAGAUUCGUGGUUCUCUGAGCGGAGAAAGAUAAGGGACAGCAUGGAGCAAGCUGUCUUGGACUCAAUGGGAUCAUACAGAAAAAACAAGGAUCAAGGAACUCCCAAUGGUGCAAUAAGCCAGGCAGAACUUCUGAGCAGCGCUCAGCUCCCUGGUGCUUUAUCUGGGUCCUCCACCACACUGAAGAAAACACAAGAGCAAAUUCAUCUAUUGAAAAGCACAUUUGCAAGGACCCAGUGGCCAUCACCGCAGGAGUAUGACCAGUUAGCAUCUCAGACUGGGCUCUCAAGAACUGAAAUAGUUCGCUGGUUCAAGGAAAACCGCUCUUCAUUAAGAACAGGGUCACUUAAGUGGAUUGACCAGUACCAGCAGCAGUAUGCUGGUGAUGGUCAUAACAAGCAAAGCCAGAAAAAGAGCUCGAAACACACGGAGAGUCCAAAGAAUGGUAAUGAGGUGUCGCGGCAGCAUUACCAGGAGCAUAAAAAACUGAAUGAAGAGAACGGGGGGAAACCAGUGGUGAGAGCAAAAAGAGACUGUGAGCCACUGAAAGACUCUUUGUUGGGGAACCAAGCAGAGGGUGUGGACAGGCUGGAGUGCAACAGCCACGAUGGGCACGGCAGCGAGGAGAACGAGGAGCCAGCCGAGGUCAGCUGGGUGGAGGUGACGGUGGGCGAGGACGAUGCUGCCUCGGACUGUACGGACAGCUGGAGCCACACAGCCCCCGAGGCCCACACAGAGCUGCCAGACUUGGACUCUGAAAGUAUAUCUGCAGACAAUUCCCACGUAUAGACAGGGGUACUCCUCAGCUGCACUGUCCUGAUGUUGAAGGGGAAAUGCUGUCUGAAAAUAGAAGAAAACUCUAUUUUCCUGCCUGGGUGAGAGAGUGUGUUGUGACUCCAAGUCUCAGACUGCGCUUGUGGAGGCACCGUGAGAAACUCUCAUGGAGCAUCAUCAUGGAAUUGUUGAUAGUGCCAGAGUCCUACUACUGCAUUACAGAAGAGAAGAAAGAAAGAGGAAAGGGUCCUUGUACAUAGUUUUCUCUUAGUUUCUCUCCCACCUACUUUCCUGCCCAGCCUCUUCCUCUACUGGAACAGAUUUGUACAACAUAAAAAUUUUGUUAAUUUUUGUAAUAGGUGCAAGUUGUUCUUGCAUAUAAUGCAAUUGAUAAAUUUUGGGGUUGGUUGGGGGGGAGGGGAAGUGUCUUUUGUGGAGGAAGGAGAUUUUUUUUUUUUUUUUCCGAAGUGUUUUAAGAAAGAGAUGCAAUAUUUUGGAGUUGUCUUGGUGCAGAUCAACACCUGAGCCCAGAUCCCCACUCCAGUUUACAUUUCAGACCAGUUAAACAUGUUCUGGAGCAGUGGGGUUUGUUUUUUUUGUUUGUUUUUUUUUUUCUUUUUAUUUCUCUUGUUGUUUUGACUUUGUUUUGUUCUAUGGCCACCUGCUACUGAUUAAAGUAUUUAAAUCUCCGCUUUUCCAUGCUCCUACAAAGCAAGUCUUCUCCAGCUCCUGUACUUCACUUUUUACCAGCCAGCCCCAGCUGUGGGUCUCUGAAGAUUUGGCUAGAAUGCCUUUUUUGAUUAUUGGUUUGGGGGGUUUUUUUAGCACUUUUUGUUUAAACAUGCAGUACAACUCCCUGGAGGGUUGGAAUGAGGAAAUCAAGAUGCUUCAUAAUCCAAACUUAACUUGUGUUUCUUUGGCUGGUGCAGUGAUGGACACCAUAACCAGCAGUCUGCUCUCCAGCUUUAGAUGUUGUAGCGCACACAGAAGUUUCUUAUUAACCCUUGCCACUAAAUUUUUAGGUCACUCCUAGGUUUCUGAGUGCACUUUUUUUGAAAUAUUGCUAACUUGGAUUUGUGUGGGGAUGUCUGUCUGUGCACAUGUGAGGAGAGAAUGGAGGGAGAGCAGGAGCCUGGCUGCAAGAGCUGUCCAGUGCAUUCCUCUGACGAGCUGGGGUUGGAAAACUUGUCACCUUUCAGUACGCUGCACAAAUAGGAUGCUAGGGAGUUUGAAUAAAUCCAACUUUUCUAACUUGUUGCUCAUUUGUUGUAAUUCAAUAAAACAAAGGCUAAAACUUUUGGUAA
This is a messenger RNA of Catharus ustulatus (Swainson's thrush), 5265 nucleotides long. It is a transcript of the gene ZHX2, whose product is annotated as zinc fingers and homeoboxes 2. Gene Ontology annotation, molecular function: DNA binding; DNA-binding transcription factor activity, RNA polymerase II-specific. Bases 1478 to 3976 code for a protein of 832 amino acids. The transcript is spliced from 4 exons. NCBI's taxonomy places the organism in Eukaryota, Metazoa, Chordata, Aves, Passeriformes, Turdidae. Gene Ontology annotation, cellular component: nucleus. The record is from RefSeq and is a predicted model, not a curated record. Gene Ontology annotation, biological process: regulation of transcription by RNA polymerase II.